Messenger RNA from Guillardia theta CCMP2712, 2020 nucleotides. RefSeq lists its product as hypothetical. Bases 117 to 2006 code for a protein of 629 amino acids. The transcript has 13 exons. The record is from RefSeq and is a predicted model, not a curated record. Lineage: Eukaryota; Cryptophyceae; Pyrenomonadales; Geminigeraceae.
CUGUGCAGUCAGCUGCGAAUUGGAUAUGAUGCAGCGGGGGUGCGAGCAGCUGAGGCCUCGAUGGUGGCGUUGGAGAGGUCGGUGUGAGUGAAGAGAGCAGGGCGAGGGGCUCGAGGAUGACGUUCCUUCCCUCCCUCAUGGACUACUCGCAUGUCGACAAGACUCUCGGGCAGGCUAAGAUCCCCGAGGACCUCCUGUGGAGGAUCAGGUCAGUCGACACCUUCACCUCCUAUGACUUCCAGCUGGACGGAGUGAAGGCCGUCAUGGAGGAUGGUUCUCACGCUGAGAACCCGGAGCCAGAGCAGCCCACGUUCGAGUGGAGGAGGUUUGCGACCCCCUCGGUGGGGCUCAGGUGGAAGAAGGUUCCCCUGCUGGAUCCCUCGGAAGCUUACUACCACGAGCUCGACCCUGACACCGUGAACAUGCAGAAGCGGCUGACGAUGAGAGCGUUCAAGGCGUACGGGGGGAGCGAGUUUCUGCAGGAAGAAGAGUUUCUGGUGUCAGACUCGAAGAAGCAGUCGAUUCAGACGACUGCAGCUGAGAGGACGAGAGUGCCCAGGGAGUUCUCAGAGAAGGUGGAGGCGGUGAAGGAGAUCCAGGCCUUGGUCAGGAGGUUCUUCUUGCUGCAGCUCUACCCCUGGUACUACAUGGCUCGCCUCUCCCUCUAUGCUCCCGUCGCGUCGACGCACAAGCGCAUGAGCAGGUUGGAGCGGCAGUCGCACAUGAUCGCAAGUCAGAGCAUCUCGUCCAACAUCUCCAUCCUGCCAUGGUGUAUGUGCUGGAAGACCCUCGAGCCACAGUUCCACCUCGACAAGUCGAGCACGAGGCAGAUGCGGAGGAUCCUUCAAGACUUUUCAGCGGGCCACUACGAAGACUGUCUUCGAAGGGUCGACAACCUGAUCCUGCGGCAACGGAGCGGCGCGCAGGACGAGAAGUGCCUAAUCGAGCUGUCGGCUCUCUGCAACCGGUUCGGCAUGUCUCUGUUCACGAGGGACGAGUUCGAGCGCGCACACGCGUUCUUCUCCAGGGUCCUGGACAUGACCAACAUCAAGAACAACUCCAUAAAGUUCUCAGCCAAGUCAGAGAUCUACGCUUGGACCUGCGACCUCGUCGCGUAUUGCCUGUGGUGCCAGGAGAAGCACGAGCAAGCGCUCUGGACGGUCUCGAGGGUCUCUCAGCAGGACAUCCCCUUCAACGUCCGGGUGGUCAACCAGCUGCACGUGACCCAGCUCGCGCUCAAAGUCAACAAGACAGACAUCGCCAUCAAGUUGGGCUCCCGCGUCCUCAUCGACCUCAUGAAGUCAAAGUUCGACCACAAGGUCCUCGCGCGUAGGAGCGGCAGCCCGAGGAGCAGGGAGGCAAAGGCUCGCCAGGAGAUCUUGCAGAUAGUGGACCGGAAGGACGAAGCACAGGAGCCGAGCUCGCCCUCCUACGAUGACCUGCUGGCCCAUCAAUCGCAGACGCUCUGCUUCGCGCUCGUCAAGGCUGGGAGGCCGCAAGACGCCAUCAUCAUCUCCAACGCGCUGAGGAGGAAGAUGGAGGAAGGUGGGGAUGUCAGCCCUGACAUCGUCCGAUGCAACCAAGAGUUUGUCAGCUGGGCGGAGGAGUAUGAGGAAAGGAAGCAGGCGGCGGAGAGGAGCCAUGCUGCCGCUCUCUCUCCUGGCUCUCGCUCCCGCUGGAGCUUGCGCGAUCAACCUUGUUUCGAGCAGACCUCCAGCCGUUCGCCGUCGGGGACGAGCGAAAGAAGUUACAGCCAAGCGAUCCUAAGGUCCACGCAGAAGCUCGGGAGGAGGGGGUUGUCACAUGAGGAGUGCGGGCAACUGAUGAAGCCGGACGACUACUUCAUAGCAGCAGGAGCAGCUCAGUUCGAGCCGGGGAAGGAGAUGUCAUGGGCAGGGAACUUCUUCGGAGACACUUACUGGCAGAGACAUUCCUCCCUCCGUCCCUCUAAGGAGUAUGAACGGAACAACUCCAACCUCCUCCUCACAAGGCCUCCCUUCAAGUAAAAACGUUUCCCAGC